AUGAGUGUCCCACCCGCUCCAGUACCAGCUACACAGCAGGCUUUCCCCCCUCUCAACUUCGAAGACACCCCCGUGGAAGACCUGGAACAGCUCCGUCCAAGACUCACCCAGUUAACACAUUCGUUGCGCAAACUGGAAGAAGCCCUACGAGUACUGCACUAUACCCAAUCCAAUGCUGAGUUGACUGCAAUACAGAACCAGUUUAAUGUCAUUCUCCAACAACUUGCCAGUCUUAGUCGAACCUUGCAGGCACACAAGGAAAUCCUCCAGGUGACAAAUGUCUUCCCAAACCGAGAAUUCAAUACCAUGUCCGGUCUCCUAUUCAAUUUGCUGCGAAAAAAGCUAACCCCAGAAGUAGAGGAAUGGAUCAAAAAUGCAACACAAAUAGCCACUGCCCAUCCGCCUCACUCGGCCCACUCCAUUCCUCCGUCGACGGCUACUUCAACCGUCACCCAAAAUACUAUCAAUACAGCGGCCGCUACAACAAACUCUCAUCUGAAAUCUUCCGCUGACGCCGAUGCCUUGGAGACAUUGUUAUUUAGGGAUGAUCAACUAACGGAUGAGUAUGUGGAAUAUGCACACACUACAUUAGAAGACUACAUGUUUGGUGGAUAUUUGACUAAAAGCGAAAUAGAUUCAGGUCUCAAAAUCAGUGACGUUUUGAAAAAUGUUAAAAAGGAAGAUUUGGAAUCACCAAUGUCUUCUCCAUCUCCUAUAGCUGCCUCAUCUCCCUCUCCUUCCGGACCACCUGUUGCUGAGAGAGAUCUUUUGAGGUUCAUCUACCAGGGUCUUGACUCAAACGUGUCCUUGAAAUGA
Molecule: messenger RNA, 816 nt
Organism: Pichia membranifaciens NRRL Y-2026
Lineage: Eukaryota; Fungi; Ascomycota; Pichiomycetes; Pichiales; Pichiaceae
Exons: 1
Coding region: 1-816 (271 amino acids)
Biological process (GO): regulation of transcription by RNA polymerase II
Cellular component (GO): core mediator complex; mediator complex
Molecular function (GO): transcription coregulator activity; RNA polymerase II cis-regulatory region sequence-specific DNA binding
Source: RefSeq, a predicted model, not a curated record